UUUUUAAAUCUAAUUCCAUUAUUAUCAUUAACGGAAUCUGUUUAAUUUAUAAAAAAAAACACCACUAUUUAAGGAGAGCGAAACAAUAGAAAUAAACCAAGCACUAACCAUGGGGAAAAAUAACAUGCUUCAUAAUAUUAAUCGCAUGCUAAAGGUUGUCUUGGAUGAUAACCGCGAGAUAACGGGAAAGCUUUUAGUUUAUGAUCAGCAUAUGAAUGUGGUUCUUAGCGAAGCAAACGAAACGCGCCCGUUAACGAAGAAAAUGAAAGAAGAAUCAAUAAAUUCAACACGAAGUUUAGGGCUUAUUCUUCUUCGUGGCGAGCACAUCGUUUCGGUGACCACGCUUAAAAAUGAAAAGAGUGAAAAAGCCGCGGCGGAGGCGGUGGAUUUUGGAAAGGCUCCCAAGUCGAGGAAGGCGGUGGCGAAACGCAUGAGGGAAAAUUAACAAGGAGGAACAUUCCUUAGCGUUUAAAAAAAACUGAAAGAAAUCUUUAAUUUUUUUCUAGCAAACCAGCGCGACGUUUCGAUAUUCAUUGAGUGGAGUUUUAUUCUUUGAGUAAACAUAUGAAUUGUAUUUGCGGGGGGUAGCAAAGGGAAUUCAAAGCAUCGUAGAAGCAACCACAAACGUUUUUCCAACCCCACUGCGGGCGUCAUAUCAUUACACUUAUGACGUCUAUUUCGUGAACUUGUUCCUUGAAACAAUUCAGGAUGGGUUCAUUUUUAUGAAUUCUUGUUAAAAAAAAA
Molecule: messenger RNA, 744 nt
Organism: Phytomonas sp. Hart1
Lineage: Eukaryota; Euglenozoa; Kinetoplastea; Trypanosomatida; Trypanosomatidae
Source: the annotation of a GenBank genome assembly